AAGAAUGAGCGCUCUUCCAUAUUCUACCGUCCAGACGCUAACGGAUGACGGCGAGGGGAGAGAAAUGAAAGCAGUGCCAUAAAAGAACUGAUGGUGCACAACGGCGAGAGAAGCAAAGCCAGCUCAAUGACAUGCACAGAGAGAUCGGGAUGGCUCUGGUAGCCGAUGGGAGGAGUGGCUUGUUUGAAAAUUUGAGGAAAUUUGUUUUACACGCAGUGGAAAUUCAAUCUGGGGAGUGCAGAUUGGAGAGCUUGAGUACCGGACCUUCAAACAGGAGUGAUGUCGGAAUCUUAUGGCAGCCCUGGUGCCACUGACGAUAGAUUGAGCUUAGAAAUUAGCAGAUCAAAGAGAAAGAAUUCGUCAGGCUGACGAGUCGUACUUGUGUAUUCUUCUGAAGUUCUUCCGAAUGUAGUCUGAGCUGAUGAGAAUUGGUUGCAAACCUUAAGCUUUCGACGAAAAAGAUGAGGCUUUUGUUUCUGCCGGAGAGAACGAGGAGCAAGUAGAUGCGCUUAUGCUUUCUCCUCGACAUGACUGACAAUCUGCUUUCGGAGGGAAACUUUAAGUGGGAAACAAAAUUGCAUAGCAAGCGCGUUGCUUUCAGUUCGUGAAAGUUUAUCACCUGGGAACCGCAAAGAACCUGAAAAAUCUAUCAAGGGUGGAAAACACUUGAGCGCAAAAGCCAAUGGAUGAGCAUAUUCAAGCCCUUGUGGGCUCCCGAGUAACAAGCAUUGAAGCUACUGAGCAAUUGGAUGGGCGUACACUAGUCCAGUUACACUUAUUCAAGGAGGGGUCGCGCACAGUGUUAACACUCGAAGAAGUCAGCUAUAUACCAAGCUGUCGCUGGAUAGAAAACAGACUGCUAGUUUUGGGGCACAUGGCUAGUCUGAUGCAGGAGGUUUUGAAAUCUGAUGUAGUUGAACUUUCCCUUUUAAGUGCUGAGGGUUUGUUUGGAAGAUAUCGGAAAACAAAAUCAGGCCGCAUACAAGAGUGGAUCGCCUUUACAAACAUUAUACUGAGAUGGAAAGAUUACAAAGUAACAUUCGGCGAUGUGGAGUGUGACGAACUUUUGACUAGUGGAGACUGGCCAGCUCAUAUUCCUUUUUGUGAAGGCCACAAUGCCGAUAUCUAGCACAGGGGAGCGUUUUGACCUCGGGAAGAAACUGCCUAUAAUUGCGAGCGGAUUUCCUAAAGGAUAACUCUCUGGAAUCGAAUAAAUCUGAAUCGCGGAGCAUAUCUUUUGAUACAUCAUUAGUAAAUUUAUUCUAGAGUGCUCAGUUUUAUUACGUAAGCAGAAGGCAGAAGAUUAUUAGUAAUUAAUCGUGCAUGUUUUAUUUGAUUUCUAAAAUCGAGGCAGGGAUCAUGUAGCUUGCAAAUUGAUUGCAUCAAGAUGAUGUUUCACCUCCAAGAUAAUAAAAGCAUCUGAACUUA
Marchantia polymorpha subsp. ruderalis is the source of this 1428-nucleotide messenger RNA. The record is from the annotation of a GenBank genome assembly. NCBI's taxonomy places the organism in Eukaryota, Viridiplantae, Streptophyta, Marchantiopsida, Marchantiales, Marchantiaceae.